CCAACAUUUGAUAAUUUUCUCAGAUCAAUAAACUGAACUGCCAGCUGUUUCUCAUAGUUGAAUCAUAUAUGUAGUUGACAAUAUGGAGAUAUGUAUAUGGAUUGGGAUAUUUUUGUUUUACAUUCCUAAAUUUUCUUCAUCAACGCAUUAUCAAAUACAAGAAACGAAAGUACCAUGCCACCCUUGCCAUGUACAUUUAUCUUAUGGAGACAGUCCAUCCGACAUUACAGUGAUGUGGGCUACGGAGCAGAAUUGUAAUUCUACGUUAAGUUAUGGAACUGAUCCAUGGAAUUAUCACAAUACUAUUGAUGCUGAAAUGACACAUUUUGAUCAUCCAACAUCGAAUGGUUUGACAUGUAUUUACAGAGUACCUCUAAAGAAUCUUCAACCAAAUACAACAUAUUUCUACAGACCAACAAGUGGUGGAAUCAGUAGCGGACCACAUUUCUUCAAGACACCAGAACAGGCAACGAACAUAACCCCAGAGUUUCUGAUCUGUGGGAAUCAUGGUGGCGGUGAAGAAGAUAGCAUACCAUACAUAGAUACAGAAGUUUUAUCGGGACAGUACGAUGCAGUCCUACAUGUGGGGAAUUUCGCACCAGACCAAAAAAACAAAACAGACGAAAAUACAACGAUGUGUUAUCCACGUUCUGGAGAUUUUUACAUGUCUAUGAUGUCCAACAUGGCUGCACGAAUUCCACAUAUGGCAACUCCUGGAAACCAUGUAACAGGAGAUUUAUUUAGCCAAUACAGACAUUGGUUUUCUAUGCCUGGAACAUCGUGGCCAAUACCCCUUGACAGAAUGUGGUACAGUUUUGAUAUUGGACCAGUUCAUUUUAUCAGCUAUUCGACAGAAGUAUAUUUCUUAGAUAACGAACUAUACAUACAGGCACAAAAUAACUGGUUGAUGCAAGAUCUAACGACAAUAAACUUGAACCGUUCAGCUCAUCCUUGGAUUGUAGCUUUUGGACACAGACCUAUGUAUUGUUCUAGUGGUGAGGACUGUGCGACAUCAGAUUCUAAAGUUCGAAAGGGAUUAGAGAAUCUAUUUUUUACUUAUGGUGUUGAUGUCAUUAUACAAGCACAUGGACAUUCUUAUGAAAGAUUGUUCCCAUUAUACCAAGGACAAGUUUUAAGUAAUGACUAUACCAACCCUAAGGGACCAGUUCAACUGAUUACCGGAACAUCAAAUGAUCAAGUAAAUGUAAAGAGUGAGACAACUCAACCAUGGUCUGCCCUACGUAUUGGAGGAGAGGGAUUGAACAGUUUUAGUAGAAUGAAAGUGUACAACACCACACAUCUAUUGUGGGAACAAAUAUCUCCAAAAGACAAAAAAGUCUUAGACACUAUCUGGAUUACUCAGGAGCGCCAUGGCCCAUUCAUAGCUCCUCCUAAACCUAAAGAACCAAUAAGCAAACCUAAAGUAAACAUUGAAGGUGAUACGCCUGUAAGUAACAAGGGUGAAAGUGAAAAAAUCCCGAGUAAAGCUACGGACACUGCCUCUGCAACGGGAAAUGAGAACACAUCGGGGAAACCGUCGUCUUCAGUCGUUGAAUUCUUUGAUCAGACAUCGAAUAAAGUGUUAGUUGGUGUUGGUGUCGGAAUUAUCUCAUUAGCACUUAUAAUAAGUGUUGUCGUAUUGAUAAAAAAGAAGCAAAGAAUAAGAAGUUAUAGACGAUGGGACGCUACUGUCGAUUAUGGACGGAAAUUCUAUUCAGCGUAUUCACAAGUUGGAAAAGACGAGAAAGAUGGGAGUGAUUUUGAAGUAGACUCAACAGAAGGCAAUCCUUCAUCAAAACUUUUAGCAGAUAAAUAAUGAUAUAAGGCGUAGACAUUAUUAAAAUAAUAUACAUUCUAAGAACUGCUCAAAAGGAGAGAUGUGUUUGAACCUCAAACAUGAUUAUCAAGAGGAGGUUGUGAUGUCAUGAAAUAUCACAAAGAGAUCCUGCUAGUUCUUUAACAGGGGAACUUAUCGAGAAUUAUAUAUAAAUCAUUUGUAUCAUCAAUUAAGACAUUUUCAUUAUUUUCAUCAUAUUUUUUUCACAAUAUUU
Molecule: messenger RNA, 2051 nt
Organism: Mytilus trossulus (common blue mussel)
Lineage: Eukaryota; Metazoa; Mollusca; Bivalvia; Mytilida; Mytilidae
Product: acid phosphatase type 7-like
Exons: 10
Coding region: 83-1816 (577 amino acids)
Molecular function (GO): metal ion binding; acid phosphatase activity
Source: RefSeq, a predicted model, not a curated record